CCGCGAUACUGUUAUUUUAUUUUAUUUUAUUAUUUUUUUAUUGAUAAUAUCGCUAUGGUUUGAAAGAUCCUUACCGCAAAGGUAUUGGACUACUUUAAUUAUUAUUAUUGUUAUUAUUAUUAUUAUUAUUAUUAUUAUUAUUAUUAUCAUUAUUAUUAUUAUUAUUAUUAUUAUUAUUAUUUUCUGAGAUUUUUUUUUUAUGUACAUUAUUACUAUUAUUUCUAUUUAGACAUUGAACGUUAUUUUGCAUCGCGGCGUCGUUUCAUUAUUAUUAUUAUUAUUAUUAUUAUUAUUAUUAUUAUUAUUAUUAUUGUUGUUGUUGUUGUUGGUAUUCCCGUCAUCAUUAUUACUUACUGAUUACUUUUUUAAGAACAUUUUAUUUAUUUAUUUUUUUGAAUUUUGUACGUUAAUUUUAACCACGGCGUCACUUGGUCGACGACGCCUGGACGCGAAGGGUGUGCGCUGCCCCCAGCAGCCAGUUUUUCGCAUAAAACCACCACGCGCUGCAGCAGACAGCCCCUCAUUAUCCCCAACGUGUCAUUUAUGCUGGAGAAAUAUAACAACGAAGUAUGAUUGAUUUAUAUGCAUGAUUUAAACUUGUAAAAGGUAAAGAAAAAAAAACUUGCCCCACCCCUCCCCGCUUCGCCCAGUCCCGCCCCGCCAUGGCUGACCACACCAGCUCAGAGGUCCUCUGUUAGGGAACGCACGAGUAACGCUAGAGAGUUGCUGUACUUGCAAAAAUGGCCAGGUAUACGAGUAAUUGUUGUCCUGUUGAAGUAAUUCGCCAAGUUCCCGCCUCUGUCAUGACCAUUCUGAGCGUGUUGCUGGUCCUCAUCCCUGCCUUCACCGGAUACCAGUUCUGGAAUUAUACAAGGUGUACAGAGGCGUGUCAGUAUGGACAUGGAUUCAUUCUGGACCAGUGCUGCUACGUCCCUGUGUUCAUGAAUAUGACGUGGGCUGAAGCCAGGAAGUACUGCAAGAGAAUGGGCGGCCCCACGGCUGACCUGGCCUGCCCUCUCAGCAACUACGCUCUUAGAUACGAAUUAGACAGAGUGAAUUUACCCCUUGGUCACCGCAUGUGGGUCGGCAUCUCCACCAACAUCUACUGUGUGACUCGCUUCGUGACUGGCAUGAAGAUCAGCUGCAUGCACCACAUGUGUCCGCCAGAUAAAGGGAAAAAUUGUAGCUACACACUGAAAACAAACGUGGGUUAUUAUCCUUAUGGCUACCGGACCACCAGCUGUAAUGAUGAGAAUUACUUCGUAUGUGAAAUGCCUAUUGAGUGACUGUGUGGUGUGGUGGUGUGGUGUGGUGUGGUGUGGUGUGGCGUGGUGUGGUGUGGUGUGGUGUGGUGAGGUGUGGUGUGGUGAGGUGUGGUGUGGUGUGGUGUGGUGUGGUGUUCAUGUCAGUGCCUUGCGUACGAAGUGAACAACGCCAGACAUAUUCUUCUGGGUCAACUGCACCAGUACCUCAUCACUUUAAAUGAACACACUCAACCUUCUUAACCCUUUCACUGCUAGACAGGUGUUUCCCUUUAACUUGUGUACCCUUUUAUGCAUUACUUGUGUGCUAAACUCUCUUGCAAUAGUUCUGUGGCCUUAAAAGACAAAGUUAACCUUUUGUGCUCUCUUUUCUCUCUCCUGUGUGUCUGUGCAGUGUUUAUGGUGGUGUAAAGGUUAGCGAAGCAGUAGAAGCAGUAGAAAGGUUUAUGUGCAGCACUUCACUUCUCGCUGAUUAAUCCCAAUUCCUUUUAUAUCUUGUCGUUUUUAGCGAUUUUUACUGGAUUUUGACCCCAUCACAGUGUUAUCACCAUCACUAUUUAACCAACCAUUUUAGUGGCCUUCAUCCUCCUGUAGCGGCGCAAUCUGACUGUGACGUCCAGCGCCUUCCUUUUUUAUUUAUUUAUUUUCAUUUUUAUUAGUGAGUCAAUUAAUCCAUC
Scylla paramamosain (green mud crab) is the source of this 1939-nucleotide messenger RNA. RefSeq lists its product as uncharacterized. Lineage: Eukaryota; Metazoa; Arthropoda; Malacostraca; Decapoda; Portunidae. The coding region runs from base 741 to 1286 and encodes 181 amino acids. The record is from RefSeq and is a predicted model, not a curated record. The transcript is spliced from 4 exons.